Messenger RNA from Saccostrea echinata, 2284 nucleotides. Its product is annotated as mitogen-activated protein kinase-binding protein 1-like. Gene Ontology annotation, cellular component: mitotic spindle. Gene Ontology annotation, biological process: regulation of mitotic cell cycle; mitotic spindle organization. The record is from RefSeq and is a predicted model, not a curated record. Bases 80 to 2284 code for a protein of 734 amino acids. NCBI's taxonomy places the organism in Eukaryota, Metazoa, Mollusca, Bivalvia, Ostreida, Ostreidae. The transcript is spliced from 17 exons. Gene Ontology annotation, molecular function: protein binding.
GGAUAAAAAACUGCAUCGGACAAUGACCCAGUAGCAGGGAGUUUGAUUCGUUGAUGUAGAUAUAUUAUUGACAUUAGUUAUGCCUGGCGCUGGAGCUUUCUUGCAGAUUGGUAAAGUAAGCCUAGAGCGCGUGUUAGGUCUGACAGUCAGCACCAAUGCGACCUUGACAUGUGACCUCAACACAGGGACCAUCGCUUAUCCUGCAGGAUGUGUGGUGGUUAUAUUUGACCCCCGAAGCAACAAGCAGUCUUACAUAUUCAACACAUCUAGGAAAACGAUCACAGCAGUAGCUUUUUCUCAUGACGGCAAGCACCUUGCUACUGGGGAGAGUGGCAACCAGCCAGCUGUGCGAGUCUGGGAUGUGGCAGAGAAAACUCAGGUGGCCGAGUUCAAUAGACACAAGUUCGGAAUUGUUUGUGUUAAAUUUUCCCCCACUGAAAAUUACGUGGUGUCUAUUGGAUCAGAACAUGACAUGAUGGUCAAUGUCUGGAACUGGAAGAAAAAGAUUCAAGUGGCAUCCAAUAAAAUCAUUAGCAAGGUGAAUUCCAUGGCUUUCUCAAAAGAUGGUUCCGUGUUCGUGACUGUUGGGCACCGUCAUGUAAAGUUUUGGUAUUUAAAGGACACUAAAUUAAAGAUUAAUCAGGUGGUGCCUCUUCAGGGAAGCAGUGGAAUCCUUCGUUCCCACCUAAACAACUUUUACUGUGACGUCAGCUGUGGUCACACAGUGUACGCCAUAACUCAGUCAGGCUUACUGUGUCAGUUCAACGAGAAACGAGAGUUGGACAAGUUUGUGGAGGUGCAAGCCACCGCUGCUUAUUGUAUCUCUGCUGGUAAGGACCACAUAUUUGUUGGCUGUGCUGACGGUGUGAUCCGGAUAUUUGAUGCCAAUCUGCAGUAUGUAGCUACAAUGCCGCAUCCACACUGGCUGGGGGUCGAUGUUGCUUUACAUCCCAGUCACAGUCACCUGAAUUUUCAAACAGAGGAUGCUAGGUUCCCAGACACUGUUGCUAUCAGCUACGACGAUGUACACCGAAAGGUGACUUGUGUGUACAAUGACCACAGUCUUUAUGUGUGGGACGUCCAUGACGUCAUGAAAAUUAGCAAGAUCUGCUCUUUCCUGUACCACAGCAAUGGCAUCUGGGGGUCGGAGGUUUACCCGGGUAUAACAGAGGACAUGAAGCCAGUUUUACCAUCGGGAUCAUUUAUUACUUGUUCCUCGGAUGACACGAUUCGGAUCUGGAAUUUGGAUCCACACAUGAUGGAAACUGAAAGUAGCAAACGGAAUGUCUAUUCUAAUGAAUUGCUGAAAAUUGUUUAUGUGGAUCCAACGCAUACCUUUCUGAAGAAUGUUUCUCGCAAACCAGCAGAUGAAGGUAAAUCUGGAAUUCGAUGCAUCGGAAUAAGUCCUGAUGGGCGCCAUCUUGCUUCCGGGGAUAGAAUUGGAAAUAUCAGGGUGCAUGAUUUAAGAAAUAUGGAGGAAAUUAUUAAAAUAGAGGCACACGACCAAGAAAUUCUUUGUGUCCAUUACUCAAAUCUUACUGCAGGUCCUAAGCUGAUGGCGUCUGGCAGUAGAGAUCGUCUCAUUCACGUCUUUGACGUGGAUCAGAGUUACAAUUUGAUGCAAACCCUCGCUGACCAUUCCAGCUCUGUUACUGCCAUCAAAUUUACGGAGAACGAUGAACAAAUAAAGAUGCUCAGUUCCAGUGCAGACAAAUCUGUUCUCUUCCGAGAAGCACAUAAGUCUCCAGAGAGUCAGUUUGAAAUUUCUAAACAACAACAUGUUGUAGGCACCAAUACAUUGUAUGACAUAGAUAUAGAACCCACACAAAAACAUAUGGCAACCGCAUGUCAAGACCGAAACAUCAGAGUAUACAACAUUGAAACAGUGAAGCAAAUACAGUGUUACAAAGGAGCAGUUGGAAUUAAAGGGGUGCUAUUAAAGCUUCAGUUAGACCCGUCCGGUCAGUACGUGGUCACUUGUUGUUCGGAUAAAAGUCUUUGUUUACUGGACUUUAAGUCUGGCGAAAUUUUGGCCACCAUGAUCGGCCAUUCGGAGCAGAUCAAUGGUGUAAAAUUUAUGCCUGACCUGAAGCGUUUGGUGUCCGUAUCCAGCGAUGGCUGUAUCUUUGUCUGGAGACUGUCCCCUGAACUGACCGAAUCAAUGCGAGGCCGUCUGGAGGAGAUGGGGAGACUUCCUUAUGAGGCCAUCAACACGGAAAUCAACAGGUGGGAGAAUUUUUCAUGCGAUUCAAAGUUAUACAGAGGAAUAUGUAGAAUUUCUUGA